Molecule: messenger RNA, 2220 nt
Organism: Lindgomyces ingoldianus
Lineage: Eukaryota; Fungi; Ascomycota; Dothideomycetes; Pleosporales; Lindgomycetaceae
Exons: 13
Coding region: 1-2220 (739 amino acids)
Source: RefSeq, a predicted model, not a curated record
AUGCUCAAUAGCGGGAGAACAAACACUCCAAUACGCAGCAAUGGAGAAAUAUUUCAUGUAGCCAAUUGCCUACAUUCACAUAUUUAUGACUGGUCUAGAUUUGUCCUUGCGAUUGCAAUUUCAACAUCUUUUCCUGAGGUCGCAUUUUUCAGAAGCAAGAGACGGGUACAUAUUCGAAUACAUUCACAAGCCUCAGAACCUUAUGGUCAGACUUGCCGAGGAGGCAAUAUAUUGACAAUUUCAUUUCACCUAGUAAUCGCUCUAACCCAGAUUAUCAUAACAAUCUGGCGCCGCGGUCUCACAACCGGACUUGCCAGGCAUGAAGGCCCACAUGGUGUUAUCACCUACGAGUCUCCCUCUCCUGCUGGAGGGUGCUUCGAUGAGGUUUUCUUUGACACCUCAAUGACCUUGGAAUGUCUUCAUAUAAAAAUCCAACUUUUUAAGAAGGCAAUGCAUUGGGAGUUGUGUGCAUAUGUAGGGAGGCAGAUACCCGGAAGGUAUCUAGAUAUUGUGAAGUGGUGCUUGAGAGUGAAUCCCAGGAGUGACGGGAAAUCACUUACUCAUCACGCUUUUCACCUUCCACGGCUGUGUCGUAUCACAAACACAUCCGCCUAUGAUAGCAAACUAAACCCAAUCUCCCAAAACAUGACUCUCAACCUCCCCUACCCUAAACUAUCUCACCGAAGUCCUGUCAAGAAAGACCGCGACAUUCUCCAUUCCGCGUCGCGACCACAGCGCCAUUCAAACUGGGAACCACAGACGCUGGAUUGGAGAUGGCGACAUGGGGUGAUACGCUCUGAAGACUUUGAAGAUGAUAGGAGGAGUAUGAGUGUUUGGGAUCAGAUGGCGGAAUAUACUAUUAAGAGACGGAAUGAGGUGCGUCGACGGCGGAGGGUGCGGAGGGAGAGGGAUAUGGGGAGGUUUGUGGGGGUAAAUGACGUGGAUGAGGAAGAAGAAGAAGAAGAAGAGAAAGGGGAUAGGAAUACCAUGGAGGAGAAGAUGUUGGACGAGGGACACGAGAUGAUAGAAGUGGGCGAGAAGGAUGCGGAAGCUGAGGAAACGCCGACGCCAUCGACACCGCGAACACGUGCGCCGCAGAAGUCAGAGCUAGUCCAGAUGGCCACAUACAAAAUUCACGUUCCAAUGACAGAAGAUGGCCCAGAAGAAGUGUGGAAACAAACCAGCCUCACCGCUAUCCUCCGCCUCACAUGCAAAUCCCCACCUAGUUUCACCCCUCCUUACACACCCAAACACAAGAUACGCUGCCCGCCCUUCCACCGCCCCUUCAUCGACGAAACCCGCCCCACCAACCUACUCAAAAUCACCCAAUCCCUCCGAGCGCCACCAAAACAAGACGAUCCGCCUAUCCCCCCCAUACCACACUCUUUCCACUGGUUUCCUGAUGCCAUUCCUGUGGACGCCAUAUUCCCUCCCGGCGUCCCUAUGUCCGGAAAAGAGAUCCUAGCAUUCUAUCCCCAUCAUCCGCGCAACAGAGGCGUCGGCCUGCGUCUCCUCGAAAAUGACUAUCGCGGAGCUGAUAUCCUCGCCAUUUCAUCCUGGUUCCGGGGAAUCACGGAGCUGCCCAUGCGACCGAUGGACAUGAACGACAAUCUGCGAACCAUUGGCCGUUCACACUAUCGGGAUCAGAAGUGGAGUCUAUUCCGACACAAAGGUAAAUCGUGGAGGAACAUGUACACGGAUGAUUUGGCGCAUAGCGAGGUCGCCCGGAAGCGCGGUUUGUCGGUACCAACGUUUGAGGAGUUACUGACGGGACUGAAAUAUUUACCCCACGGGCUCGAUGCGCGUGGUUUGACAGCAGUACUGACAUGGUACGUACAGCAUCGGGGUUUAUUUUCCCCGAGGCUAGAGUUUAAUGUCUUGCAUGCUCGCGAUUUGAUCAGGGUGCUUCGGAUCCCCUUAAAGCCGUUUGGGAGGCGGAAUUUGGAUAAGAUUGGUUUAACAGAGUGGCGGAUGAAUGGGGGGUUUGAGGAGAGGGAGAUUGAGGUAGAAGGGCUAAGGAGUUGGGGUGGGGAGGAGGGGAAAGGAAAUGUAGCGGAGUAUUUGUCGUUGAGGUUGGUUCUGCUGGGACCAUGGCUGAGUUGGGUGGGGUCCGGAAGGAAGGCGUUGGGGGAGUAUUUGGAUGGGAAGGAGAGGGAGAUGGAAGGAUAUGGGGGUAUUAUGACACCAUUUUCUUUUUUUGAUGCUGGAAAGAACGUAUAG